AUGCCUCUACCAAUAGGCGUCUAUCGCGCUGACCAGGUGGGUUCUCUUCUACGUCCCAAAGACAUCCUUUCAGCUCGGGCAGAGCUUCCAGUAAACAGCCAAGAUACUUCUUCCCUCCGACCAAUUGAAGACAAGCAUAUCAGCGAUGUCGUCCGGAAACAACUACAGGCUGGCCUUCGCUCAGUGACUGACGGCGAAUUCCGUCGCGCCUUCUUUCAUCUCGACUUUCUUCGUAACCUCGAAGGUGUCACUGUUGAGGGCGGUCUUGCCAGCACGAACACAUCCAAGGAAGGAUUCAUCCCACCACGACUCGUGAUCACCGGAAAAGUCAAGCACGUCAAGCCGAUUCAGCUCGAUGACUUCUUGUUCUUGGAGGAGCAGAUCGCCAACGCAAGAAAGGAGGGCCUCAUCUCAGAUGGUGAGAAAGUCACCACCAAGGUCGCCAUACCUUCCCCGACGAUGUGUCACUUCCGUGGUAGUCGCGAAACCAUCUCGAGCGAGGCAUACCCAGGCGACGAUCUGACACCCUUCUUCAGCGACCUUGCGAAGGCGUACCAGGUGGAGAUCAAGACCUUGUACGAUGCUGGAUGUCGCUUCCUGCAGCUCGAUGAUACGAACCUAGCGUAUUUGUGUGACCCUGAAAUGCGUGCAAAGGCUGGCGAAAGACACGGAGUGACGGCAGAGCAGAUCACAGAGCAGUAUGCAAGCCUGAUCAACGCUGCUAUCUCUGAAAGACCCAAGGACAUGGUGAUUGGGAUUCAUCUUUGUCGCGGUAACCACCGCAGUCAGUGGUUCGCGCAGGGUGGCUACGAGCCUGUGGCGCAAGUCCUAUUCGAAAAGCUCAAUGUCGAUGUGUAUUUCCUUGAAUACGACGAUGCUCGAUCGGGCGAUUUCGCACCUCUAAGGUUCUUGCCUGAGGAAAAGGUUGUCGUGCUUGGUGUGAUGAGCAGUAAGAAAGCGGAUCUAGAUGAUAAACAGACGAUUACGAAGAGGUUGAAGGAAGCGGCGAGUCAUGUUCGUGGCGGUCUGGAUCAGCUGUGUCUGAGUCAUCAAUGUGGCUUUAGUAGUACGAUGGAGGGCAAUGAGUUGAGCGAGGAACAGCAGUGGGAGAAGGUGAAGCUGGAGGUGGAACUUGCGAAGCAUGUUUGGGGACAGGAUAUCUCAAACUGA
Lithohypha guttulata is the source of this 1170-nucleotide messenger RNA. RefSeq lists its product as uncharacterized. Gene Ontology annotation, molecular function: 5-methyltetrahydropteroyltriglutamate-homocysteine S-methyltransferase activity; zinc ion binding. Lineage: Eukaryota; Fungi; Ascomycota; Eurotiomycetes; Chaetothyriales; Trichomeriaceae. The coding region runs from base 1 to 1170 and encodes 389 amino acids. The record is from RefSeq and is a predicted model, not a curated record. The transcript has a single exon.